This is a messenger RNA of Trypanosoma grayi, 987 nucleotides long. Its product is annotated as putative nucleoside diphosphate-linked moiety X motif 22-like. The transcript has a single exon. Gene Ontology annotation, molecular function: GDP-mannose hydrolase activity. Lineage: Eukaryota; Euglenozoa; Kinetoplastea; Trypanosomatida; Trypanosomatidae. The coding region runs from base 1 to 987 and encodes 328 amino acids. The record is from RefSeq and is a predicted model, not a curated record.
AUGUGUCUUGACAAAAGCGGUAAUUUCGAGACGGUGUUCUUGGGUCCAGCUGGAAAAAACCCCAUUCUGCAGAAUGCCGUUGAGGCGACAGUUCGUUGCUCUCACAACCGUCAAGUGGACGCCUCGGUGGAUAGCAAUGCCAUUGAAGCGACGUGGGAAGCCCUAACACAUAAAAACCGCAGCUGUGGCAGAGGGGAACCACAGAAUGGAGGCGUGUACAAUGGCCUUAAGUUUCGGUUGCAUGGUGUGGCAUGGGAUGGAAAGAAGUGUCACUUAGAGCUUGGCAUGACAGACUACAAAACUAGCAUUGGGACGACGAGAAACAUCGGCACCUACGUGGAACUCGCGAAGGCAAAGGGAACCACUGUGGAUAAUUAUCUUUCCAAUGCCCUGGGUGUUGAAUGCUUUACUGUCACAUCGGACGGCAAGGGUGUUCUGUUUCGCCGUUCAGAGGCUGUUAGCGAAUACGCUGGGUUCUUGUGCUUUCCUGGGGGCCACCCCGAGCCAACGGAAAUUCUGAACGUGCAAAUUUUGGAAGCAACACGCAGCGGCGGACCCACCAGUGAAUCACUUGUGGAGCAGGCGACCGCGUGGUUUGAGUGUGUAAACUCCUCUGCUCUUGUGAGACUUUUUUUUGAUUCGGCGGCGAUGGAAGUGGCGGAUGAACUUGGUGUGGAGCGUUCCUCGUGCCGCAACAGAGGCCUCAUUAGUGUUGUGAAAAACGCGCACACCAGGAAGCCCGAUAUCUGUUUUUGGAUCGAGCUGAGUCAAACCGCUUCUGAGGUGGAGGCGUGUUUUAAUCGCCGGAAUGGCGCAGAUGCCUUUGAAUCUGUUCCCAACUCCUUGAUGUUCAUCGAGCUCAACGCCAUUGGUACGGACGAAGAAUCUGUGAGGCAUUUUGUGGCAGAAAACCUGCAAGGGAAUAUAACGCCAGGGUCGCUUGCAUGUCUAGUGCAAGGAAUUAAUUUCCUUCGGGUACAUCAAUAA